AUGGAGGCAUCAACAAUGGACUGGCGACACGAAAUGCUGAAAAUGCUUUCGGAAUUUGAACGUCAGACAACAAUUUCUCUGGGCAAAAUUGAAAUGAUAUUCAAGUACAGCGGCCUAUUACUCAAUGAUGAAUUCAAGCAGUAUUUCUUGCAAGCUUCGAAUAUCCGCAUUGAGGAAACUUAUGAUCUAUUCAAAAUGAAUUCAUUGUUGAAGGACCAAGCCAGACAUCAUGCAGAAGUGAGUGAGAUGUUAAGCUCAAUCAAUACUCGUGGCAUGAACAAUACCCAAACACAAAUCAAUGGCUCCGUCGAAAUUAUCGACUCAAGCGAUGAAGAAGACCAAGCAGACAAUCAAGUUAAGAUGGAAUUAUUGGAAGCGCUAUCUACUGCUCGGUACACGGAUCACGACAUGCCACCUGAAUUAACCGAUGGUGAUCAACUUGACGACGAUGGAAGCUAUAUUGAUGAUGAAACGCCAAACAUGAAUCUAUACGGCAUCAAUUACAGCAACGCAAUUACAGCAGAAAUAGAUAACGCAAUGGAAGCGGACGAUAACAAGCCGUUGACUGUCGACACUCAUCGUGUAAUGGACUUAACAGAUGGACGCUCAUCCACAGCCACAGUGAACAAUGGUCAGAAAGUCGUUAAUGGUACCAAAAGUAAGAAGGUGAUUGGAAGAUCUAGCAGAUCAACGGUCGAAGUGUGUUCGACUCCAGGAUUGUUGGGAAAUAAAAAGUCAAAUUCAUUAAACCAUUUGGUGAUGAAGAAACGAUUCAAAUGCCAAUAUUGUGAAUAUUCCAGCAAUCACAAACCGAACAUCACUCGUCACAUGCGCACUCACACCGGUGAGAAACCAUAUGGAUGUGAUAUUUGCUGUAAAAAAUUCACAACACUACAAGGCAUGAAAAAACACAAAAUCACUCACACUAACGAAAUCCCAUUCCAUUGCCGAGGCUGUUUCACGGGAUUUUCCGAGAAGGUCAAACAAAAAGCCCAUGAAAAAUUAUGCAAAUCACGUCGAUAUGAAUGCCAUAUCUGUAAGAAGUUUGUCAAUGCUAACAAACAUCAUUUCAAAAGUCAUAUGAGGACGCACAGAUAAAAAACCGUUUCGAUGCGAAAUCUGUAUGAAAUGUUUUACAGAGAAGGGAAAUCUGAAGAAGCAUCUGGAUACCAUCCAUACUAGAAUCAAUCUAUAAAUUCAAUCAAUCCAUUCCAAUUUCUUUUUUAAUU
Messenger RNA from Contarinia nasturtii (swede midge), 1229 nucleotides. RefSeq names its product zinc finger protein 813-like. Gene Ontology annotation, biological process: regulation of DNA-templated transcription. The record is from RefSeq and is a predicted model, not a curated record. Gene Ontology annotation, molecular function: RNA polymerase II cis-regulatory region sequence-specific DNA binding; DNA-binding transcription factor activity, RNA polymerase II-specific. Bases 1 to 1098 code for a protein of 365 amino acids. Lineage: Eukaryota; Metazoa; Arthropoda; Insecta; Diptera; Cecidomyiidae. The transcript is spliced from 2 exons.